Molecule: messenger RNA, 3965 nt
Organism: Mesoplodon densirostris (Blainville's beaked whale)
Lineage: Eukaryota; Metazoa; Chordata; Mammalia; Artiodactyla; Ziphiidae
Gene: POGLUT1
Product: protein O-glucosyltransferase 1
Exons: 11
Coding region: 90-1268 (392 amino acids)
Biological process (GO): protein O-linked glycosylation; positive regulation of Notch signaling pathway
Cellular component (GO): endomembrane system
Molecular function (GO): UDP-glucosyltransferase activity; UDP-xylosyltransferase activity
Source: RefSeq, a predicted model, not a curated record
CGUGGUGCGGCUCCACGGCCAUCUUUGUGCGGGGCUGCGCUUCCGCCCGCUCGCGCUGCAGCCGGGACUCGGCAGUGGGAGGGCUGGUGAUGGAGCGGUGGGUUCGCUCCCAGCUUCGGUUGUGGCUGCUGUUGCUACUCCUGCUCCCGGUGCCGGGCCGCCAGAAGGAGUCAGGUUCAAAAUGGAAAGUAUUUAUUGACCAAAUUAACAGGGCUUUGGAGAUUUAUAAACCAUGUUCAAGUCAAAACUGCAGCUGCUACCAUGGUGUCAUAGAAGAGGAUCUGACCCCUUUCCAAGGAGGUAUCUCCAGGAAGAUGAUGGCGGAGGUAGUCAGACGGAAGCUAGGGACCCACUAUCAGAUCAUUCAGAACAGAUUAUACCGAGAAAAUGACUGCAUGUUCCCCUCAAGGUGUAGUGGUGUUGAACACUUUAUUUUGGAAGUUAUUGGGCGCCUCCCUGACAUGGAGAUGGUGAUCAAUGUACGAGAUUAUCCUCAGGUUCCUAAAUGGAUGGAGCCUGCCAUUCCAGUCUUCUCCUUCAGUAAGACAUCAGAGUACCAUGAUAUCAUGUAUCCUGCUUGGACAUUUUGGGAAGGAGGACCCGCUGUUUGGCCAAUAUAUCCUACCGGUCUUGGACGGUGGGACCUCUUCAGAGAAGACCUGGUAAGGUCAGCAGCACAGUGGCCAUGGAAAAAGAAAAAUUCCACAGCAUAUUUCCGAGGAUCAAGGACAAGUCCAGAACGAGAUCCUCUCAUUCUUCUAUCUCGGAAAAGUCCAAAACUUGUUGAUGCAGAAUACACCAAAAACCAGGCCUGGAAAUCUAUGAAAGAUACCUUGGGAAAGCCAGCUGCUAAGGAUGUCCAUCUUGUGGAUCACUGCAAAUACAAGUAUCUGUUUAAUUUUCGGGGUGUAGCUGCAAGUUUCCGGUUAAAGCACCUCUUUCUGUGUGGUUCACUUGUUUUCCAUGUCGGUGACGAGUGGCUGGAAUUCUUCUAUCCACAGCUGAAGCCGUGGGUUCACUAUAUCCCAGUCAAAACAGAUCUCUCCAAUGUUCAGGAGCUGUUGCAGUUUGUAAAAGCAAAUGAUGAUGUAGCUCAAGAAAUUGCUGAAAGGGGAAGCCAGUUUAUUCUGAACCACUUGCAGAUGGAUGACAUCACCUGUUACUGGGAGAACCUGUUGACUGAAUACUCUAAAUUCCUGUCCUAUAAUGUAACAAGAAGGAAAGGCUAUGAUCAGAUUAUUCCCAAAAUUUUGAAAACUGAACUCUAGUAGUCAUCAUUGAGCCAUAGUCCUCUCUAUGGCAGCAGAUCUCAGACAUCCUGUGGUGAGAAGCUCACUGUGAGUGUGACACCUACACCUUGGAUACUAUUACCAAGCCAAAUAUCUGGUUUUCCUUAUCAUGCUGCAACAAGAGCAACUUUCGAGAAAGAUCCAAAAUGUGUUUAAUAUAGAUAUGAAGCAGCUCAACGCUUUGGCUGAAUAAGGACCAGAAAUCAUGAGAUGCGGGUUUUGAACCCAAUUCUGCCUUUCAUUUUCUUAGGACCAAUCACAGCUUGUGCAUCAGAUCAUCCACAUGUGUAUGUCCCUCAGUUUGGAACUGACUGUGUCCAUGGGAUGAUGCCCUUUGUCUCAUUGUUUGGAGUAGAAAGUCAAUCAUUUGGAACUAGUACAACUCAUCAAUGCAGUUCUGCAGUUAUUCUACACUUGAUUUCUGUUGCUAUAUUUUAAUGUAGAAAGCCCUUUAGGGUUUGUGAAAAAUACUUGGGGAUUAUUUCCUAAAAGGUCUAAGGAAGCAGUAGUGUGCCAUGCCAUGAUGUAGGAGCUCUCUUGUAAAAGCCUAAACUCUUUGGUACUCAGGAGAUUUCUAUAAAGCCACGUAGAAGGGGGCCAAUUGCAUGAGCAAUUUUUGCAAUUGGAUUUCAAGUUCCCUUUUUGUACCUUCACACCCUUCUUUAUGUUCUCUUUCAAAAAAAAGAGAUAAAAACCUCUUAAUAAUUUAGGAAAUGGUCCUUACUUUUUAGAGGAAUUGUGCAUAAAACAGCAUCUGUUCCUUAUUCUUCACACACCCUUAAUAUUUUUCCUCCUUGAGUUGGCGGUAGUCCAUGCUUGCAGGGAUCUCAAGGAGUCUUCAUGUGUGAAAUGGUGUUAAGUUGGGAGUUCAGAGCAUUCAACUUUAGCACUUACUUAUAUAGGAGAUGUUGGUUUUAGUGCACAUCCAUGUUGGAGUGCUUCCUUUCCCCUUUUUGAAAAAGACAUUUGGAUAGUAGUUUAAUCUCAGGCUGUUCUCCCUAACAUAGUUGAAAAUGAAGAAAAAAAUUUAGAUUAAAACCCAUAUAGUUCGUCCCUGGUGGCACAGUGGUUAAGAAUCCGCCUGCCAAAGCAGGAGACACGGGUUCAAGCCCUGGUCCAGGAAGAUCCCACAUGCUGCGGAGUAACUAAGCCCGUGCACCACAACUGCUAAGCCCGCGCUCUAAGGCCUGUGAGCCACAACUGCUGAGCCCAUGUGCCACAGCUACUGAAGCCCACACACCUAGAGCCUGUGCUCCGCAACGAGAAGCCACCACAAUGAGAAGCCCGCGCACCACAACGAAGAGUAGCCCCCACUCGCCACAAUAGAGGAAGCCCGUGCACAGCAAUGAAGACCCAGUGCAACCAAAAAUAAAUCAAUAAAAUAAAUAAAUUUAUAAAACAAAAACAAACAAAACAACCCAUAUAGUCCGAUGACACAGAACCAUCUUUGUCCCUUAGGCCCAAACUUUCCACAGAGAAAUCAACUCUUUGCCUUUGCCUUUUAAGAACUUUUUGGUAUUAACUGGUUUCAAAAUUAGUAAAUGUGAGAUUCAGUUAUAUAAAAUCAGGGACUUUAUUCUACUUGUGAAACGUGUUUGGCCUUUUAAACUCCCUUUCACAAAAUUGUAAGCCUACAGACCUUCUUAGAGGACCUUCUGGUAAGAUCAUUGCAUAGAAUAAGGCAGGUGUUUAAAGUUGGAUUUUUUUGAGUAUUAAAAACUCAUGGGGGGCUUCCUUGGUGGCGCAGUGGUUGAGAGUCCGCCUGCCGAUGCAGGGGACACAGGUUAGUGCCCUGGUCCGGGAAGAUCCCACAUGCCGCAGAGCGGCUGGGCCCAUGAGCCAUGGCCACUGAGCCUGCGCGUCCAGAGCCUAUGCUCUGCAACGGGAGAGGCCACAACAGUGAGAGGCCCGCGUACCGCAAAAAAAAAAAAAAAAAAAAAAAAAAAAAAAAAAACAUGGGGACUGUGUCCUUAGGUGCUAUAAGUCUGGCGAUAAGCAGUCCAGAUUUCUGAGUUGUACUGUGAUUUUGCCUAAUCAAUAGGAGGCCCUGGUAGAUAUUAUCAUUCUAUUUUAAUUUUCUUCUCACUAAACUAGGAGCAAAAUUUUCUGUCCUUUGGAUUAGGAGCUGAAGGUGCAUUUCCCUGGGAGUGUUUCCUACUUUGCUUCAAGAUCCAGCUCAAGCAUCAUCUUUCAGAAUCCUUGUUUUCAUUCCUCUAGGCAGUCAGAGGCUAUCAUAAUACUUUGCUCAUGCCUGUAUUAUAUGAUAUCACAUUGCACUGUAGUUAUUUGACUGUUUCUCCUACUGUUCUGUGAGCUUCUUCAUGGGUGAGAAUCAUGUUUUACUUACCCUGAUUUCUCCAUUAUCCAGCACAGUGCCUCACACAGAAGGAUGCACAGAAGAGUGUUGGAAGGAUGGAUGGAUGGAUGAAUGGAUGGAUGGAUGGAUGGAUGGAUGGGGACAGCAGGCUUAACUAAAUCCUGUUUACAGACUGCCCAGACGUUGACUUCAGGGGGACUGGACAAGACUGUAAGAAUUGGAUCAAUGCAAAUUCUCACCUGCCCUUUGAAGAGUUAAUAAGAACAUCUUUGUAUUUAAGUACAGCAAAUGUUAUUCAGAUUUUACAGUUAUUUACCUCUGCGUAGAUGGUAUGAAGAUGGUGUGUAAUGACAUGUAAA